Molecule: messenger RNA, 1924 nt
Organism: Jaculus jaculus (lesser Egyptian jerboa)
Lineage: Eukaryota; Metazoa; Chordata; Mammalia; Rodentia; Dipodidae
Gene: Tmem235
Product: transmembrane protein 235
Exons: 4
Coding region: 1-633 (210 amino acids)
Cellular component (GO): apical plasma membrane
Source: RefSeq, a predicted model, not a curated record
AUGGCCAGGCUGGGCGCGCUGCUCCUGGCCGCCGCCCUGGGCGCGCUGCUCAGCUUCGCGCUGCUGGCCGCCGCGGUCGCCAGCGACUACUGGUACAUCCUGGAGGUGGCGGACGCGGGCGGCGCGGAGCCCACGCUCUCCUCUCACUCGGGGCUCUGGCGCACCUGCGAAGGGCAGAACAGCUGCAUCCCCCUGAUUGACCCGUUCUCCAGUGAGGGCCUGGACGCUUCCCCCUCCGUGCAGCAUCUCCUCUCACUGCACCGAGCGGUCAUGGUGGUCCUGCCCCUGAGCCUUAUCCUCAUUGUGUGUGGCUGGCUCUGUGGCCUGCUCAGCUCCCUGGCCCGGAGUGUCCCUUUGCUGCUCCUCACUGGCUGCUACUUCUUGCUGGGCGGUGCCCUGACCCUGGCAGGGGUCAGCGUCUACAUCAGCUACUCUCACGUGGCCUUCGCAGAGACAGCCCGCCAGUACGGUGCGCAGCACAUGCAGGGCGUCAACAUCAGCUUUGGCUGGUCGCUGGCCCUGGCCUGGGGCUCUUGUGCCUCCGAGGCGCUCAGCGGUGUCCUCUUGCUCACAGCUGCCAGAGCCCUCAGCCUGAGCCGACGCCCUGGCGUGCCCCACUCCGUGGUCAUCUAAGCUCUGGGGGUGGCAAGAUGGUGGGGAGAGGAUUGAGCUGCUCUUGGGGCCUGCUGGAGUUCUGGUUGAGAAGGAGGCCCCCGGAGGAGUGUAUUUGGUGAAGUGCCUGGGUCCCUUUACCGUCCACUCUGGCACAGGAAAGGAGUCAGAUGGGGCCAGAGAGCCCAGGCCUCACGGGCUCUUGGUGACAUACUUGGGUGGGGAUGACUGGGGUUCUUGGGCUUUCCGGGGUAUGGCCUAUACUCCCCCCUCCCACAUCAGUCCUGCUGUGGGCUGUCGCUGCCCCUUAUCCCUAGAAGAUGAGACAGCCCUCGGCAGGGCACGGUAAGACAGAGCAGGUGUUGAUUAAACACACUGUGCUAGGCCCCAGCCUGUGGGCCCCUCUGCCAUGCAGUCCCCCAAAGCCCAGGUGGUAGUUUUCAUUGACCUCAUGUUAGAAGGGGGAAGACCACAGCACCCAGGAGCAGAGAGCCCAAUGCCCUCGCAGGUUGGCAGGACCCCUGGGCUCUUCUGUUCCCUCUCCCUGGAGAGCAGGUUGGCAGGAGGAGGCUGUGGGUGGGCAGGGGUCACAAGAGCCACCAUGAGUCUGGAUACAGCUUGCCUGGCCUUUGUUAUUAGAGCUGGUCAUCAUUUCUCGAGUGCUUCCAGGCAGAGUGGGCCUUUGGGUCUCUGUCCUUGUCCCGGCGCAGGUUGCUGCCCCUCCUGGCCUCUGACCCUUCCCUUCUGCAGUCUGGGAUUGGCUAGAACUUGCCUUGCCAUGGCUUGGACCAUACCUGGCCUGUUCCCUGCAUGGCCUGAAGGAAGGAGCUUGUCAGCCAGAGGGAUGGAGGCCAGGCCUGGGGCUCUGGCGGCAGACUUGGAGCACAGGGCAGAAGCCAUGCUAGGCGCGCACGCUGGCAGUCACUGGACCAAGGAGUGGACUUUGGCAGACGGUUCUCCAGCCAAGUUCCCUGAGUCACCUUGGGUCACACAGGAGUGGACAGGCAGGUGGUUGUAGGUUAAGGGCUGCAGAGUCUAUGCGGCACCCAAAGGCCUGGACAGCCUUUUCUAGUGCGGGCUCUUCCUGAGUUUGGGGGUAUGCUUCUUAAAGUGUGCUUCUCCCUCCUUUUAUUGACUUUGUUGAUUCUGAGGAUGUAGGAAGCUCCUGGGGACCCGCAUGGUGUAGAUGGAGCCCACCGAGGGCAAGGGGCCGGAGCUGAGGGGCUUCCCUUCCAACUCGUGUCCACUGCUGUUCCGUGUGUUACUGACAGGUGUCAUGAAUAAACUGUGGCUGUGCUGUGUGUUAUAUGCA